GUCUGCUAGAUCAAAACUGUGCUGCGGUGUCUGUCAGUGAGGCGACUGUCAGAGUGCAGCUGAUCGUACCGAAAAUGCGAUAAUAACCGGGAAAAAAUCCAUCUCUGUGUGCGGUCUAAACAAUGCACGAUAAGAGAAGUACGGUCCGUCAUUCACCCAGAAAACUGUUUCAUUAUUACCGAUUUAAGACGGUGAAAAAGAUUGAGAACUAACCUCCAACAAGAGGAAACUGUGAGGUUAGAAACAUAUGGAAAAUGCAUCGCAUCGCAUCGCAGCUGCUGAUCAUCCCUUUAUUUAUCAUUGGGACGGGUCAAGCAGUGAGGAACUAUGCCCGAGCGGACCUUCUGACACUCCGCGAGGAGGUGCGGACCAUGUUUAAUCACGCGUACUCGAGCUACUUGACGUACGCUUAUCCUUACGACGAGCUUCGCUCGCUUAGCUGCGACGGAUUCGACACGUGGGGCAGCUACUCACUGACGCUGAUAGACGCGCUCGACACGCUGGUCGUUAUGGGAAACUACACGGAGUUCAAGAGGGUCGUAGAUAUUUUGAGCUCUCGCUCGGACUUCGAGGAGAACAUAAACGUCUCCGUAUUCGAGACGAACAUCAGGGUCGUCGGCGGUCUUCUCAGCGCUCACCUUCUCUCUCACAAGGCUGGACUCGACCUCGACGACGAAUGGCCGUGCAAGGGUCCGCUGCUUCGUCUUGCCGAAGACGUAGCAAAGCGUAUUAUUCCUGCCUUUGAUACCCCGACUGGAAUGCCAUAUGGCACUGUAAACCUGAAGCACGGUGUUCCCGACGGAGAAACUAGCAUCACCUGCACCGCCGGUAUCGGCACCUUCAUCCUUGAGUUUGGAACGCUAUCGAGACUGACUGGGAAUCCUCUCUACGAGGAGGUCGCCCUCAACGCUAUGAAGGCCCUGCAUCAUCACAGAUCAAAGAUCGGGCUCCUCGGAAACCACAUCGACGUGUUGACGGGGCAUUGGACGGCUCAGGACUCGGGAAUUGGGGCUGGAAUCGACUCAUACUUUGAGUAUUUGGCGAAAGGCGCGCUGCUCCUUCAGGAUCCGUUACUCGUCGCAAUGUUCAACGACCACAAAGCGGCGAUUGAGAAGUACAUGAAAAAGGAGGACUGGCACUUAUGGGUCUCAAUGUCAAAGGGCCAGGUCACUCUGCCUGUUUUUCAGUCCCUAGAGGCCUACUGGCCCGGCGUUUUGAGCUUCUUUGGCGACAUAAGCAGCGCCAUGAAAUCUCUCCACAACUACCAUCAGGUGUGGAAGCAGUUUGGAUUCACGCCAGAGUUUUACAACAUACCGCAGGCCGACGCUGGGGCAAAUCGCGAGGGCUAUCCUCUGAGGCCGGAGCUGAUCGAGUCCGUGAUGUAUCUCUACAGGGCGACGAAAGAUCCGUACUUAAUCGAGGUCGGGGUGGAUAUUCUCAGGAGUUUACAGCACAGCGCUAAAACGAGCUGCGGAUACGCCACCAUAAACGAUGUCAGGGAUCACAGAAAGGCGGACAGAAUGGAGUCGUUCUUUCUUGCCGAGACGACAAAGUAUCUUUACCUGCUUUUCGACCCUGAUAAUUUCAUCCACAAUGACGGACAACGAGGUACCGUCAUCAAGACCAAAUCUGGUCAAUGCGUAAUUGACGCCGGUGGCUACGUCUUCAACACGGAGGCGCAUCCGAUCGAUCCCGGAUCUCUUCACUGCUGCAAAAAGAUCCAGGGUAUUUUUCCUAGCAAGAAAUCGAUGCUGAAGAAGUUCGUCGUGGCCAAUAACGAGGGGAGAAAAGAGCCCGAGAAAGGAUCGGGGGAUGCCGAAAACGAUCCCGUCGAAGUGAUCAAGCUCUCGCAGAUCAAACUUGACCCAGAAGAGCCGCCUUCGAUAAAGACUGAAGAAAUCGAAGCUGAGGAAGCGGACAACGAGGUCUUACCCGAGGCGAAAAAUUAUAGCCAAAAUAUAUCCAGAUCUGAAUUGCCCAAAAUCGAAGUCAUCGCUCCGCCAAACACCAUAUACAGAGCUGACGACAGCGAUACGAUAGACAUUUUCGAAGCACCCGCCGGCGUAAAUGGAGAGUAUCCAUCGAUGGCGGCAGAGGAAAACAAUACACAAACUUCUUACGAUAAGCCCAAAUUCUCAAAGAGAAACAAAGUCGAGCCGGAUGUAAUGUUGGAGAAUAUUAGAAACAGUAAUAUGUAUCCUAUCAAUGACUCAAUGCGAUUUGACUACCAACUAUUGUCGUGCCAGUCUCAACCGUUUCUCCAACGUAUAUCGAUUAUCGGUGAAUUCUUUUGAUUCGGUAUGUAAUACGAAUAUUCGCGUACUGUAAUAUAUAUAUAUAUUGUCGAUAGCUAUUUAAAAAUAAUAGCGGGGUAGGAAUAUCAAAUUUUUCAUGGUUUUCAACGAAAGAAAUAGGCGUGUAGAUGUUUAAAUUCUUAUAUUUAUGUGUGUAUAUAUUAUAUACAUACAUAAUAUGUUUAUAUAUGUUUAAAGUCACACAUACAUAUAAUAUAAGUAUUGUACAAACAAAUGCAUAUUUUAUAAUAACAAAAUAUAAAUCCACUUACGUAUUAAUAUUGUACACAUAUCUCUCGCAUUCGCACGUAAUAUUAAAAUUAGCCGUCGGUAAGAUUGAGGAAAAAAAAAGUGAAAAAAAAAAACGUGUAUUGCCACAAUAACUCGUAUUCUUU
Neodiprion fabricii is the source of this 2689-nucleotide messenger RNA. RefSeq names its product ER degradation-enhancing alpha-mannosidase-like protein 2 (gene Edem1). The transcript has 2 exons. Gene Ontology annotation, molecular function: calcium ion binding; mannosyl-oligosaccharide 1,2-alpha-mannosidase activity. Bases 255 to 2294 code for a protein of 679 amino acids. NCBI's taxonomy places the organism in Eukaryota, Metazoa, Arthropoda, Insecta, Hymenoptera, Diprionidae. Gene Ontology annotation, cellular component: membrane; endoplasmic reticulum. Gene Ontology annotation, biological process: mannose trimming involved in glycoprotein ERAD pathway; endoplasmic reticulum mannose trimming; carbohydrate metabolic process. The record is from RefSeq and is a predicted model, not a curated record.